UUUUACUUGUAGUAAUCCUGAUAACGUACCGAAAGAAGUCCCAAGUGAUCUUGAAGAACUAUACCUUCAACGGCAAAAUCCAAGUAGUUUGUUGUUUCAUCUAGCGAGGUGUCUGUAAGAAGGAAGGGAUAAGGCGUUUGGUUGACCCGGACCGGACGGCAGGACACCGUCGGGGGUUCGCUGCAACGCAUCGACGGCUUCCGCAGCUUCUCAGGCCAAGGGUUUCUUUAUGGAGAACGGAGAACCAACAGAAACAGAUCAGAUGGAACAUAAUGAUGGACGCACACCAUUGACAAACAUCUCAAACACCAUUACUAUAGCUGAUGAAAAUGGAUCGAAAAGGCUUGGUCCAAAUGUCGAUGCUAAGGAACGUAAGAGGCAAAGGGAAAGGGAAAGAUAUGCCGCGAUGACCGUUGAACAAAAAAACGAGAAAAGUAGAAAACGUCGUGAAGCAAGCCAACGAAAUAAAGGACCUCCUAUACAAACAGAGGGAUCUACAGUUAGUCUUUCAGAUGGCUGUAGCACAAUUGAUUUCACAAACUUUGCAACACAAGUUCCAAAUGUGAAUCGAGAUGAUGAUAGCGAUUGGUUGCAUAGGAAUGAGACAUUCAAGUCAGACGAUGUUUUCACAACAAGAGACCUUCUGACACCAGGUUUUUGUCCCGCGAGAAUGGAAUCUCUAUUUGUAGGCUUGUCUCAUAACAAGCCAAAAAAAUCGGUGGCAACCGCAAUAGUUCGAGAAGACUAUAUUUGCACGCAAGGUGAUCUUGCUCUCAUCGAUUUUAUCAAGGAAAUCCCUUGUGAACCAAGGGUAGAAGUCGUUCUUAUUGAUGAUGCCUUUGUUGAAAGGAAGUGGAUGGAGUGUUUAUUUCAGCCGAGCGCAUAUUUAGGUGACGAGGUUAUAGACUGUUACAUAAAUUUGAUAAAAGCUCAAAAGCAUCUAAAGUGCCGAUCUGGAGGUCGCGUUCACAUAGAAAAUGCUUUCCAGUUCAAUUUCCUGAAGCGAGAUGGUGAUCUUGAAAUUAAAACAGAGGAGCUAUAUCCAAUUAAAGACAUGACACACAUAUGUAGCGCUGAACGAAGGGUGUUACUUUACCUAGACCAUGACAUGGUGUUUAUUCCGAUAAACAUCCGAGAGACGCAUUGGUAUCUUGCUGUGAUCCAUGCAAGAAAUAUGGAGAUACAAGUGCUCGAUUCACUUGGUACUUCACAAGACCGCAAAGACCUCACUGACUCUAUUAAAGGACUGCAAAGACAAAUAGAUAUGAUAUCUCAACGUAAGGAGUUAAAAGACCACAGGUGGCCAGACCUCCAAGUUGCUUCUUGGUCGCUCAGAGAAAUAGACAUGGGAUAUGCAAAGCAGACAGAUAGCUCUUCAUGUGGCCUCUUUCUUUUGAACUAUAUCGAAUACUGGACAGGGGAUGAACUGUCUGACAGUUUUACUCAGGAUGACAUGUCACACUUUAGGAAAAAAAUGGCUGCUAUAUUACUAUCUUCAGACCUGAAUAAGAGAAGGGGGUGUCUGUUAUACAAAAAUGAAAAAGAAGUUGACUCUGGAAGCCCAUCUGAUGUUGAGAUAUUAGAAAACCCAACAGAUUCUAAUAAGAGGAAACUACUCCACGUGCUUGAUGAUAGCGAAGUAGUGUUUGAAGAUGAGGAAGGCCCUAUUACUCAAGCAGACUUGCAAAGGUGGUUUGUUGAUGAUUGGGAUAAAAGAGCUCCUGUAAAAGUCUCUAACGAUGGUUGCACCAAUGACUUUUUAAUGGUUGGUCUUUCCACAAAGGACAUGCCAGUGACCAAAGCCGAUUCAAUAGAUGUUUUAUGUGAUUAUAUCAUGGCAAUAGAAGACGAUACGACACUAGAGAGAACAUGGGUGCGAAGUUUCAAUCCUUUUAAGAUAGAAAUAUCUGUCAAAGACCUGCAAAACAUAUUAACGACAACUCAAGAUAUGAUUCUAAGAUGUUUUGAUAUGGCUGUUCGGCUGCUUGCCAAUAAAGAGUCACGUAAACCGAAAGAAGAAAUCAUAAAUAAUAGAAAGCAUUAUAUGGACAUGCGUUUUUGGAGAAUGGUUGGUUUUGGUAAAAUACCAAAGUACCAUCAGGAUCCUACAACAGAAGAGUUGGCCAAAACACUAGAUUGUUGGCCAUCAAUGAAUUAUUAUAUCACGGGUUGUAGAUAUGUUCUCAUGCCAUGGAAAUUCAAUGGAUGUCACGACUGGUGUUCCAAUUGA
Molecule: messenger RNA, 2230 nt
Organism: Zea mays
Lineage: Eukaryota; Viridiplantae; Streptophyta; Magnoliopsida; Poales; Poaceae
Exons: 17
Coding region: 230-2230 (666 amino acids)
Biological process (GO): proteolysis; protein desumoylation
Cellular component (GO): nucleus
Molecular function (GO): deSUMOylase activity
Source: RefSeq, a predicted model, not a curated record